Acaulospora colombiana is the source of this 930-nucleotide messenger RNA. NCBI's taxonomy places the organism in Eukaryota, Fungi, Glomeromycota, Glomeromycetes, Diversisporales, Acaulosporaceae. The record is from the annotation of a GenBank genome assembly.
UCUUCACCUACCACGCCCACUACGCCUCAAUCGCCAUUCUAUUCUCAGCUAAUGUCUUUACAACCCCCGUCUUCACAACCUGCGAAGAUGAGUACCAACACCUUUGUUCAUAAGCUUUACAAGUAUGGUUUCCAUAAAGUCAAUAAGUCACCUCGUGGCCAUCGUACUCUGGCUGAAAAUCAAAUAUGGGAAUUCUCUCAUGCAAAGUUUUUACGUGGACGUCCUGAUUUGUUAGACGAUAUCAAACGUAAAGCCAUGGAGUCAGAGACUUUGAGGCGAGAGACGGGCGAUCUACAUGCUCAUAUUGCAAUGAUGCAGGUUGCGCAAAAUGAAUUGCUACAACAAAUUAGACAAUUACAAGAAAACUUUGCGGAAGUAAUGAGAGAUUUAACCGAGACGAAGAAAAAGCAGACAAUCCAAAAUGUUUGGAUGAAAAAGAUGUUUGAAUACAUAUCACAACAAGGAUACUCCUCAUCACUUCCAUUUGAAUUGAAUUUGGAUAAUUUUGAAAGUAAACCAGAACCCGAACGUCCGCCGAUAUACGUCACCUCGGCGGAAAAUAAUAAUGUAAAUUACCUGAUUAAUAUGUCUCACAACAAUAUUCCGUCACGUCCAUCGACACCGUUGACAGUAGACACAAGUGUAGCCAGCUCGCCCAGUCAAGCUGGUUCACAUGGUCAAAGUCCAAAUCGUGUCAUGAACAUUCAACUCCCCUCUGGGAGUACUUUUUUAGAUAAUACCAUAUUGUCAAGUGCUCCUCUGUCUCCUAACUCCUUUAAUUCCUUUACCGCGGCUAUAAACACUCCUUUGCCACCUAGUCCGUCGCCAGGUUCACCGAUGGCUCACUUUUCCGACGAAGAGAUGGAUGGUGCAUUCUAUUGCGCAAGUCCAGGUGGUAGUAACAUCGGAUCGGAUCUUGAAUAUAUGUAG